Monoraphidium neglectum is the source of this 1515-nucleotide messenger RNA. RefSeq lists its product as hypothetical. The record is from RefSeq and is a predicted model, not a curated record. Bases 1 to 1515 code for a protein of 504 amino acids. The transcript has 4 exons. NCBI's taxonomy places the organism in Eukaryota, Viridiplantae, Chlorophyta, Chlorophyceae, Sphaeropleales, Selenastraceae.
AUGGCGACGCAGGACCCGGAGGCUGGCCGGCUGGCCGAGCAGGUCGCCGCGCUGCGGUGGCGCUGCCUGCACGCGCCGGCCGACGACGCCCCGCACGACGACAGUCCAGCAGGCGCCCGGACCGGCAGCACCGCCGCCGCCUCCGCCGCGGCUGCCAUUAUCGCGCUGCCGCCGCCGCCAUUGCUGCCGCCGCAGCAGCCGAUCCAGCGGGAGCCCCCAAGCUUUGGGGAGCAGCUAUUCGCCCUGGAGCGUCGCUGGGGCGCCCUGAGGAAGCUGCUCGAGGCGCCGCCCGACAUCGGCGUCCCGGGCAUCGGCCGCGGCGCCGCCGCGUCGCCGGCCGGCCUGCUGCGGGGCCUGCUGUCUGAACUCUUCCGCGACGUGGAGGCGCUGUGGCUCGACGCCGGCCGCGAGCCGGCCGCCUACAGCCUGAUGGAGGCCGUGGCCGACGCCGCCAUGGAGUUUGAGACGGAGGCCGCCGUCGCCGCCGCCGCGCGCGCGGCUGGUGUGCCGGCGGGCGGCGGCGGCGCGAGAGGCGGCGCGCUGGAGACCGCCUCGGCGUUUGGGGUCGCGCGGGCGGCGGCGCUGGCGGGCGCCGACGGGGCACGGCGCGUGAUCUUGUCCGAUGACCUCUGGCAGCAGUGGGACACUUUUGCCGCGCGGACGCGGGCGCAGGAAAUUCUUAGCCAGGAGCUCGAGCAGGCGGCAUUUGCAGCGGCGGCAGCCCUGGAGGCGUCCGUGCUGGAUGCCGCCACAGACGCCUGUGCGCCUGCAUCCCCGAUGACGCAGGCAACUGUGCCGCUGCGCGCCGCUGUCCCGGCAGCAACAUCACACCUGGUGUCGGCUGACCUCCCGUUGCCACUGAUUGGCGCGGCGUCGGCCGCAGUGGACACGGUGGCCGGGGUGGCGGUUCUGGGUGCUGCGAGCAGCCAAGCCAUCGCUUUUGUGGGCAACAAGCAGGCGGGCAGCUCCAGCGCAUGCAGCUCCUCCAGCGACUUCACCGCUGCAGCACACGCCCCACAUGCAGAGAGCAGUGCCCAGGGGCGGCUCGACGACGGCAAGGCCAUCACAGCCGCGCCCAUGUCGAGGCGGCAGCGCCAGCGGGAGCACCGGCGGCUGGGGCAGCAGCAGCAGCAGCAGAGUGCGGCAGCCAUUCCCGACGCCGCCGCUGCCACCGCCGCGCCGCACACUGCUGGCCAGGCGGUGACGAUGCAGCAGCAGCAGCAGCAGCAGCAGCAGCAGCCGCAGAGGCCGUGCCGGCACGGUGCCAAGCGCAGGCGCGCAGCCAAUGCGGCGGGGGCCCAGCUGGAAGCGGCCGCGCGCGCCAUCGCUGGCUGGCGGCUGCAAGGCGUGGCCAAGCCGCGCGCACGCGUGGCGCGCGGCGAGCUGCAGCGGCCGCGCGACAGCAGCCUUCGGGGGACGCUGCUCCGCGCAAUACUGCGCGUGGCGCGCGCGGCUGAGGUUGUGACUGCUGGCACCAUUGCGGGGGCCGCCCUCAGCCAUGCCUUCUUAGCAUGA